This is a messenger RNA of Marchantia polymorpha subsp. ruderalis, 1011 nucleotides long. Lineage: Eukaryota; Viridiplantae; Streptophyta; Marchantiopsida; Marchantiales; Marchantiaceae. The record is from the annotation of a GenBank genome assembly.
CCGGGCUGGAGUUAGUAACCCACUCCUCCUGCGACGGAGAGCAAUGUUGGCACCCACUCAAGGCCCUGUGGGCUGGGAUGGCUAUGUCCUGCGUUGAAGAUUUGCGCCACCAGCUGGCCAUGGUCCUUCUGAGAGAAACUGCCUUCCGAAUUCCCCCCGGGACGAGUUCGAAGUCGGCCACGCGGCGGACUUCGGUGUCACCCUUGGGGAGUUACCUGGAAUGAGCCUCGGGGUGAAGUGACAUGUCGGGAGCAUUUCGAGGACACUCCGGUUCGAAGAGAGGUAGACCGCAGACGUCAGAUACGCAGGAAGAAGGCUGUGAUCCAUAGCGGAUUCGAUGGUAUCGGAUGGUUUCAGUGGUAUCGGAUAUUCCGUUUGAAGACACCGGAUGCGCAGGACCUUCGACAUUUGCUACUGGUGCUCGAUGGGGGACAGGUCGCAGGUUCGACGAGUAUCGAGUAUUGGUUCCUAAUGAGGGACAGGUCACACGAUGGACGAGUAGGAGUAAUCAAUCAGUUGCAGGUCGUAGGUUGGACAGCAUGGGAGGACAUAUGGAAAUUACCGAGGAGUCAAAUGAAUCUGUUUGCUAAUUAGCGAAGUUAGUAGGGUCGUUUCGGGUUGCACAGUUGAGAGGAACCGGUGCUGUGAUAACUAGAAGAGGUCACGUACAACAUGGAUAUGUCUCGGUCAUUCUUGCCAAAGUUGUUAGUGUAAGACUAAUACGGGAAUAUAUCCACAUUGUGAACAUUCACACGUGGACAUGGAAAUUUUCAAGUUUCGCCAGUUUAUUUGGAAUUUUGACGUCUGCGCAAUCGGUACAUUAUGUUCUAAAGAUGUUCAGCUUGAGCAAGAGUUCGGUGUCUUCUAUGGAGAAACAGGCUGACGCGUAAUUAGACUUUGAUUAAGGUAGCGGUUGGUGGUGACUAACAGGUAACAGGUUUAGGUGUUAAGUCACAUCUCGAAGUUUAAUCCAGGCUGUUUCAUGUUGGACAAGAAUAAAGGUAUUCAACG